AUGGCCACGUUGGUCCGUGAGUCAGGUGAUGUCUCAGACCCCAGCAAUGACUCACCGGCAGACAGGAUGAUACAGCGUGACACUGGUCUUCAAGAAAUCACAACUAAAUUUGAAAACGAUUUCAGCAUUGAACCAGAUGCAGAUCUGAACCUCGAUCUUUCAGAUUCUACCCCAAGAGACUCAGACACUGCCUCAAAUUCCAGCAGUUUCCCCGAAGUGGAUGAGAAUCUAGAAGACAACAGCGAUGACAGUACAAAACCAAAGAAAAACAUUAACAAUGGGGAUAAGCCAAAGUCACUUAACGAUAGCUCUUCGUUGAGAUCUGCAGAAGAAGAACCGGAUGCACAUCUGAAAUCGGAAGUGAAAGGUUCCAAGAAGAAAAAGGCCAAAGACAAUUCUAAAACUGCUUCCGAUGCGGAAAGUUUGGGCAGCAAAAAGGAGUCUUCCGCCUCCUCGAUGAGUAAAAACCCGUUAAAACUGCUCAAGAGAUUGACAAAAUUCGAUAAAUCCAGCAAGAGAAAGUCAAGUUUCAAUUUCGCUACGAUUGUAGUGGACAAACUACCUCAAGUGUUUGUGGUCAAGUAUCUAGGUCACCGGGAGGUUCCUGGGGUCAGCGGGCUGCAGCAUAUCCGCAAACCUGUGGACGAGAUGGUGCAGCAAGUUAGAGCUAAGUUUGACGCCAAGGAAGAAGUAAGACUGCCACUUCUCUACGUUGUCGUCUCCGAGAAAGGCUUGGAACUCCGGGAGCACCAAAGCAACAAGGAAAAAGGCACUGCUCCACUAGGCCUCAUGCCUAUCGACUUCAUCUCCUAUGGCGUUCAGGACAUCAAGUACUGGAAAGUGUUUACCUGCAUCGUUGUCCGGUCCCUCUCCUGGCAGAUGCGCUCAGCUACUUGUCAUGCUUUCUUCUGCGACUCCCCUCAUAGCGGACGCAAGAUGGCUCUAUCUCUAGGAGCGGCCUUCAACGUCUACGCCAAGAAACUGAAAGCUGAUGGAAAAAGUCAUAAUUUUCAAGUAGAGCUUCGGCCGCCUGACGAAAUUGUCGACGAGAUAUCUGAAUGUGAUGCUUGA
Messenger RNA from Candidula unifasciata, 1071 nucleotides. NCBI's taxonomy places the organism in Eukaryota, Metazoa, Mollusca, Gastropoda, Stylommatophora, Geomitridae. The record is from the annotation of a GenBank genome assembly.